AUGUCUUCUGUUGAAGUUCGUGAUGUGCAGCUCCCAGCCGGAGAGAAACCCAUGAAGAUGGGUAAAGCCGUCGUGGGUCUGAGGAGAGCUGCUCUCGGAGAGAUCACUAACUUUAAAGCAGCAGCAGUCAACACCAAGAAGACGGGCCCUGCCAAAGCUUCAUUCAAACCCUCAGUGAAAGCCUCCAUUGCCCCUAGAGCUAUAGCUGUGGUGCUACCCAUGGCCCCGGCCCCUGCAGACCCCCUCCCCACAGUCUCAGAGGAGUCUGCUGAUGUGUCCAUGAAGGAGGUGGAGGAGGAGGAGCUGUGCCAGGCGUUCUCUGAUGCGCUGCGCAUGGUGCAGGAUGUGGACGAGGAGGACGGGGACCUGCCGCAGCUCUGCUCAGAAUAUGUCAAAGAUAUCUACAGCUACCUGCACGUCCUGGAGGUGGAGCAGGCUGUACGACCCGACUACAUGCAGCAUUAUGAGAUCACUGAGCGCAUGCGGGCUCUCCUGGUGGACUGGCUGGUCCAGGUGCACUCCAGGUUCCAGCUGCUGCAGGAGACUCUGUACCUCACAGUUGCCGUCAUGGAUCGAUUCCUCCAGGUCCAGCCGGUCUCUCGCAGGAAGCUGCAGCUUGUCGGUGUGACGGCCAUGCUGGUGGCCUGUAAAUACGAGGAGAUGUACGCUCCAGAGGUGGGAGACUUCGCCUACAUCACAGACAACGCCUUCACAAAGGCUCAGAUUCUGGUGAUGGAGCAGCUGAUUCUGAGGGCCCUCAACUUUGAGCUGGGACGCCCUCUUCCUCUGCACUUCCUGAGACGGGCUUCCAAAGUGUCAAAUUCUGAUGUAGAGAGACACACGCUGGCCAAGUACCUGAUGGAGUUGACGCUCCUUGACUACAACAUGGUGCACUAUCGGCCCUCUGAGAUCGCUGCUGCUUCUCUGGCGCUCUCCCAGCUGCUGCUGGUAGCCCUGCCCUGGUCUCCUCAGCAGCAGCACUACUCCACUUAUGACGCCGCCCACCUGAAGCCCAUCAUGCAGCACAUCGCCAAAAACAUAGUGAUGGUCAACGAGGGGAAGACAAAGUUCCAGGCUGUGAAGAACAAGUACUCGAGCAGCAAGCUGAUGAAGAUCAGCCUCAUCCCUCAGCUGAACUCGUCCAUCGUCAAGACCAUGGCGGCCGCUCUGCUCAGCAAUCCUUGAUGUAAAAAGAACUUUUACAUCAUCAGUGGACGUUUCACUUGCACUUUAUUUAAGAUUGAUCGCAAUCUGUGGAAACUACACUUCAAAUGUUUUUAUUUGAGCAAAGUUCAGAAUUUUAGCCACUGUUUUUACUUUUUAUACGGAUGAUGUUUUGACGAAACUCUUUACGGUACAUCGGAUGUUCCUCCAAUGCACCUUGAACUGCAGUUCCAAGCUAGCGUUUAGAUGAUGCAUCGCUUCCAAUCAGAAGUUGUGUGCACCAAGACUGUUCUUUCUAGUUUGUGUUGACCAUCUGAUUUCUUAAGUCUACCAUGAGUAUUGUGUUUUUGCUUUCUUAAAAUACACUUUAAGAUAAUUACUGUUGUAUCAUGCUUUUUUUUUUGUAUCUGUUAUGUUGGAUACAACAGUAUUUACUUUUUCUUUUCUUUUUUUAAACUAAAUAGGUUUUAAAUGGCUGAGGUUGUAUUUUCAUUGUUGUACGUGAUUCAUAAUGACAGCUGGCUGACAUAUGGAUUUGUUAAUCCAUCAGGUUUUCGUUUAGUAACUAAUAUUUCUGUAUGAACGUGUUUGAGUGAAUCCCCACUAACAUUUUUAUUUAUUUGCAACCAUUUCAAAAUUAUUAAACCUUUAAAUGAAAAA
Messenger RNA from Gymnodraco acuticeps, 1824 nucleotides. Its product is annotated as G2/mitotic-specific cyclin-B2-like. Gene Ontology annotation, molecular function: cyclin-dependent protein serine/threonine kinase regulator activity. Gene Ontology annotation, biological process: regulation of cyclin-dependent protein serine/threonine kinase activity; mitotic cell cycle phase transition. The transcript has 8 exons. The coding region runs from base 1 to 1185 and encodes 394 amino acids. The record is from RefSeq and is a predicted model, not a curated record. NCBI's taxonomy places the organism in Eukaryota, Metazoa, Chordata, Actinopteri, Perciformes, Bathydraconidae. Gene Ontology annotation, cellular component: cytoplasm; cyclin-dependent protein kinase holoenzyme complex; nucleus.